AAAAAUAACAGUAUAAGAAAUAUGCAUUUCUAUUUACCUAACUAAGUACUAAAGCAAAAAGUACACAUCUACGUACGUACUUAGUAUCGCGAUAUAAAGUCUACUACACAGACCAGUCUACUAUUCACCUGCUUCAAAUUAAAUGCAGAUGCAGUGCCGUACAGUCGUGAUUAAAUAAAUAAUUGGUAACAUGUUCCACGGAAAAGUUGUGCUCAUAACAGGGGCCAGUUCUGGCAUAGGAGCCCAAACGGCAUUGGACUUUUCGAAACUAGGAGCAAGUAUAAUUAUCACUGGAAGGAACAAAACCAAUUUAGAGGAUGUUGCUAAAAAGUGCGAGGAGUUGUCACCAGAAAAACUGAAACCUUUAACAGUUAUUUGUGACAUAAAUAAGGAAAGCGAAAUUGAAAAACUGAUAGAGGAAAGUUUCAAGUGCUUUGAUCGACUGGAUGUUCUGGUUAACAAUGCUGGUAUUCUCGGUUCAGGAUCAAUAGAGAAAACUACAUUAGAGCAAUUUGAUAAUAUAAUGACGACCAAUAUGCGAAGUCCUUAUUAUUUAACCAUGUUAGCAGUUCCCUAUCUCAUAAAAACGAAAGGAAAUAUAGUAAAUGUAUCGAGUGUGGCUGGGCUACGAUCGUUUCCAAAUAUUCUUGCAUACUGUGUAUCAAAAGCUGCUUUAGAUCAAUUUACAAAAUGUGUGGCAUUAGAAUUGGGUCCGAAAGGAGUUCGAGUAAAUGCUGUUAAUCCAGGAGUAAUUAUUACGGGAAUUCAUCUCAGAGGUGGCAUGAAUGAACAGGAAUAUGAGGCUUAUUUGAAAAAGUGUUCUGAAACGCAUGCUUUAGGUAGAGCGGGCGAAGCAAAUGAGGUGUCUUCAGUAAUUACAUUCUUAGCAAGUGAUGCAGCUAGCAACAUAACGGGAGCGACGCUGCCUGUAGAUGGUGGUCGUCAUGCUAUGUGUCCACGGACUUAAAAAUAAACUUCCUUAGAUUUACUAUCUCUUAUAGAUUUAGAAUGCUAUUUAAAGAAUGGGUCACCGGUCAUGCCAAAUAUCUCAUUUACUUUAGUGCUUACGUUAUCUUACAUUGGGAGAUAUCACUAUGUCUCCUUGAACAUAAUUAGGUUAAUGAUAAAAAUAUAAUAUAUAAUAUGUUAAAUAAUUGCAGCCAAGAAAGAAGUAUGUUUUUAUUUUUUAGAGUAGGUAUUGCACACUGAAAUAAAUCGUAGUCAGUUAUUACAUAUAAGAAUAUUUUACCUCAAUACCUCCACGAAUGGAUAUUAUAGAUCAAAUAAAAGGCAUGCAGUAAAUAAAUAAAAAAAAAAUGUUAUUUCGUACUCUUUAAUGCUCUUUAAUGGAGAAAAUAAAUAAUUUAAAUA
This is a messenger RNA of Colias croceus (clouded yellow), 1371 nucleotides long. Its product is annotated as 3-oxoacyl-[acyl-carrier-protein] reductase FabG-like. The record is from RefSeq and is a predicted model, not a curated record. Gene Ontology annotation, molecular function: oxidoreductase activity. Bases 191 to 967 code for a protein of 258 amino acids. The transcript has 2 exons. NCBI's taxonomy places the organism in Eukaryota, Metazoa, Arthropoda, Insecta, Lepidoptera, Pieridae.